AUGCACGAUCUCAAGAAGAUCAACAGCGUGCUCUUGGCCGCUGUGCUGACAUUUGCAACGACAGCAUCACCGGCCGUUGCCGCACCCGCAGCUGCGUCGUCUUCGCCUCAAGCAUGGACCUACUGGAAAUCGGAUGCGUCUGCGCUCAACGUUCAGGGUUGCGCAACCGAGGUAGCCAAGUUUCACGACGGCGCUGAUGUAGCGUUCCUCUUUCGAUCACCAUCUGAUGCGGCUUGCGCGCAGGCUGUGAAUGCGCUGCAGACCGGGCCGGCGGAAGUGGUGAUGUUCAAGCAGGAAGCCAUGGAAACAGAUGUUGUCGGAAGCGUCCGAGGUAGCAGUUGGAAGGAGCGUGCCCUUGAAGCUCUUUCCGUGCAGCUGCAAGAAUCUACAGCUGAGGUAGCCUCCGGGCAGAUGGCGUUCCAGCUUUCGAUCGCGCCUCAAUCAGCUCCGCAGAUCCUCAGCGCGCACGACUCCUCGCUCCUCGUCGCAGUCACCGAUCGAUCCCUCUCGACGAUCGACAUGCACGCGACGUUUGACACGCGCCUCGAGCGCCUCUUCUUCCGUCCCAUAGCCACCUUGGGUGACGACGACAUCGAAAAGCCCGAACCGACGUUCAAGAAGCCCAAGUACAAUAGCGUCGUGGCCAAGAUCGCCUCGUCUAGCGCGUUGAACCCAGCACGCAUCGUCAAGGACCUGCGCAUCUUGACAGCAGAGGAUCCGCAACCGCGCGAUCCGGGCAAGUGGUACAGUCGACACAGUGCGACGUACGGCGCUCGCUUGGCGGGAGCGUGGAUCAAGCAGCAGCUUGAACAGUCGCUAGCGCCUCUCAACGGGUCGAGCUGCGACUAUUUCGAGUACUCGCCUUACUUUGCGCCCAACAUCGUAUGUCACAUCCCUGCUGUUGCUGCUGCCGGUAAUGAAGAGGGUGAGGUGGUAGUGUCGGCGCACUACGAUUCGCGCGGGACGUUCGGGUCGACCACGGCGCCCGGUGGGGACGACGAUGGGUCGGGCACCGCCGCGUUGCUCGCCAUCGCGCGCUCCCUCGGCUCGUCGCAGCUCGCCUUUGCGUCGCCAAUCCAGCUCGUCGCGUUCUCGGGUGAGGAGCAGGGCCUGGUGGGUUCGCAGCACUACGCAACCCACCUGCGCACGCUCGAAUCGUCGCACAUCAAGCUCGCGCUGCAGAUGGACAUGCUCGCCUACCGCAAACCGGGCGAAGCGCUGCAGAUCGCGUUUCCGGACAAGUUUGUCACCAACAGCGCCACGCAGCACGUGUGGAGGAUCGCCGACAUCUACGCGCCAGAGCUCGAACAGGGUUAUACGCCAGCGUGCUGUUCAGACCACCAGAGCUUCUGGGAGAACGGCUUCCCCGCGACAUGGGUGUUUGAGCGCAACGGGCCGAUCGCCGACCCCAUGUACCACAACUCGGGCGACGUGACCAACAGGACCGGCUACGACGUCCAGCAGCUCGCAAGCAUCGCCAAAGUCGUCACCGCCACGCUACUCGACGUCGCCGGCUUCGACGCCUAG
Molecule: messenger RNA, 1527 nt
Organism: Sporisorium graminicola
Lineage: Eukaryota; Fungi; Basidiomycota; Ustilaginomycetes; Ustilaginales; Ustilaginaceae
Exons: 1
Coding region: 1-1527 (508 amino acids)
Biological process (GO): proteolysis
Molecular function (GO): metalloexopeptidase activity
Source: RefSeq, a predicted model, not a curated record